Acanthamoeba castellanii str. Neff is the source of this 1800-nucleotide messenger RNA. RefSeq names its product leucine rich repeat domain containing protein. The transcript is spliced from 6 exons. The coding region runs from base 1 to 1800 and encodes 599 amino acids. The record is from RefSeq and is a predicted model, not a curated record. NCBI's taxonomy places the organism in Eukaryota, Discosea, Longamoebia, Acanthamoebidae. Gene Ontology annotation, molecular function: protein binding.
AUGAAACUGACGCCGGCCUACAUUGGCGGCAUUGCGGGCCAAGAUGUCCGAACGGUGGAGAAAUUGGAUCUCAGCAAGAAGGAGAUUAAGGAAAUGGAUGACAUCUCGUGCUGCGUAGAGCUCAAGCGCCUCGAUUUGAGCCAGAAUCAGCUGUCGAAGGUGUAUGGCAUCAACUUCUUGAAGGAAAUCACCUGGCUCAAUCUCUCUUCGAACAAGCUUACUAGCAUCGUUGGCCUCCAGAUGAUGACCAAGCUCAACGUCCUCAGUGCGAGCGAUAACCAGAUCGAGCGCAUCGAUGGUCUGUCGACUUUCACUCAGCUCAAAGCGCUCAUGCUCAACAAGAACAAGAUUUCUGAGAUGGAAGGCCUGGGCUGUCUUCGCGAGCUCAACACCCUGGUUCUGUCCGAUAACGCCAUCACCGAGGUGAAGGGCCUCAACACACUGAGCAAGCUGAAGAAGCUGGCGCUGUCGAACAACUACAUCCGAGUCGUUCCGUCGUUCGAGAAGAACUUCGAACUUCAGGUCAGGUCCACCCCUUUCGCAACCACCCCUUCUUGCAUCACGGCCAACCACUCACUACUGUACUGGGCCACCGGUGACGAUUUCGCACAAACACAGGAGCUGCGCUUGAAUGGAAACAAGAUCUUGAGCAUACCCGACACGAUCCACCUCAACCCGCACAUCAAGAUCCUGGACUUGGGCAAGAAUCUCAUCAAGGAGUGGAGCGAUGUCGAGAAGCUGGCCAAGCUGCCCAAGUUGAAGAGCUUGACCCUCGCCGGCAACCCCCUGGCCGAAGAAAGCGUCUACCGAGACAGCAUCUUGACCAUGCUGCCCAAUUUGAAGAUCCUUGACGGCAAGCAGAUCUCGACCGAGCUCGUGCGUAAGCGCAAGGCCUGGGCUGCGAGGUGGGCAGCCCAGCACGGCAAGAAGGAUGCCGGUGGGGGGAAGGGCGAAGAAGAAGCGCCGCACGCGGAGGACGGCGAACAGGCCAACGGAGCGGAGCGAGGCGCCAAGGCCAAGGGUAAGCGACUGGAGGCCCCGCCAGCGCCGAAGAAGGUAGGGGAAGCCCAGGAGAAGGCCGCACCACCGAAGGCGGCCGGGAAGCGAACGCGAGAGGAGAGCGAGAAGGAGGAGAGCCUCAAGGGGAGGACGCAGAAGAAGACCCGUACCGAGCCGCAAAACGAAAAGCCGGAGCCGGCGGCCCAGGCCAAGGCGGCCGUCAAGAUGGCGGAGCAAUCAAGCAAGAAGAGAAGCGCGCGUGAUGAAAAAGUCGACGCCAGCAAACCGACUCAGCCUCAGGCAAAGAAGGGCAGGAGCGAGACGGAAAAGAACAAGACGACGAACGACCCGAAGAAGCGAGAAGCGCCCACCGCUCGGGCGAAUGCCGCCAGCGCCGCCGCCACCACCACCACCAACAACAAGAAGAAGCCGGCCAACAAGUUUGACGAGCGAAGCCGGGAGAUGAGGGCGACGGCCGGCAAGAAGAGUGCGCCGAAGAGGGAACCGGAGAUGGAACCGGUCGAGGAAGAGAAGGGCGAGAUCGAGCGGAAGCUCGAAGAGCAUGUGCAGCUCGUCACCGGCAACAGCGGACUGCUCGAGGUCAUCAAGGCCUCCGAUACCCCGAAGAGCGGUGGUCAGCAGCAGCAGUCCACCAACAAGAAGGGCAAGGGCAAAGCAGCGGCCGCGGUCGACAAGACUGCCACUUCGGCCUCGGCCAAGAAGGUGCAGUCGGUACUCGACCUCAUGGGUCUCACGCAAGAGCCAGAGGUCGGCCUUGGCGUGGGCAACGCGUGGGCCUAG